AUGAAAUCAAUCAAGAGAAGAUUCCUAAAGAAAUUGAGUUUCAUUAAACCCAGUGAAACAAGACAAGACGAUGAGGAGGAUACUGCUUCUGUUGUAUUUACCGUUGUGGUGUCCAAUAGUCAAGUGCUUCGAAGAUUGACUUUUCAGCGUGGAAAUUUGGGUCUUGCUCUUCAUACCAUGACCAGACACCAAAUUGUUGGUAAAGGGUCAGUGCCCUCUGAUGAAAGGGUUACUUGGGACACCACGUAUCCCCCACAAUCCGUGCAGUGA
Molecule: messenger RNA, 270 nt
Organism: Dovyalis caffra
Lineage: Eukaryota; Viridiplantae; Streptophyta; Magnoliopsida; Malpighiales; Salicaceae
Source: the annotation of a GenBank genome assembly